Molecule: messenger RNA, 2024 nt
Organism: Sitodiplosis mosellana (orange wheat blossom midge)
Lineage: Eukaryota; Metazoa; Arthropoda; Insecta; Diptera; Cecidomyiidae
Gene: Dh31
Exons: 6
Coding region: 1-786 (261 amino acids)
Biological process (GO): body fluid secretion
Molecular function (GO): G protein-coupled receptor binding; diuretic hormone activity
Source: RefSeq, a predicted model, not a curated record
AUGGGAAUUGUUUUGUUAUCGCUUAAUCAGCCGAUUUCAAAACGAGCGAAAAAACAAAGCGGAGAGCACGAACACCGCUUUUUUAGCAUCGAAGCGAGCGAGCAUAUAAAUUGCGUGGCACUCGAUGCCAUCGGCUCAUUGUUGUUUGAAACUCUGUCACGUGCGCUGGUAGCACUGAAUCACUUUCGUAGACAAUUUUCAAAACCAAGAAACUGUAACUUUUAUAGUGUGCCAGAAGUCAUAUCUUCAACAAGUUGUGCAUUUACAAUUUCACGUGUAAUCAAACAUAAAUUAAGCAAGCAAAACAGAACCACCACACAAGGUUUCGUGCAUUUUUUAACAGUGAACUUGAGAAGCUCACAGGGAUUUUCAUCGACUGAACAAAGCGAUUGCGAAUUGCAUUCUUUUUCGGGAACUUCUUUCUCACAUCAGAAAACAAAGAAUCUUCUCGAAAUGAAUUCAACACGGCAAUGGUGCACUGUGCUACUUGUGGUUGGAAUCAGUAUGCUGUUGAUAUCAGUUGCAGAAUCAGCACCGAGAUACUCCGGCUACUAUUCAGAAAAUGUUGAUGAAACGCCGGAAGAUGUACUGAUGGAAUUGAUCGCCAGGUUUGGACAGACCCUCAUGCGAGCUCGCGAUGAAGUGGCAAACUCCAAGCGCACAGUGGAUUUCGGUUUGGGUCGCGGUUUGUCUGGUGCGAUUGAGGCAAAACAUCGUCUUGGAAUGGCAGCUGCAAAUUUCGCAGGUGGACCCGGCCGUCGACGACGAUCUGAGAACACCGUCUAAAUGCAAUUCAAUUAAAAUUUCUGUACAAAAUCAUGCCGAAGAGAGAUUCCAUGCAAUCGGAGAGCUAAAACCACAAACUGUCUUAAUUUCGAAUGCCUAAGUUUUCAAUUUACAUUUUUUCCCAUCGCAUCUAUUUUGGCCACAUUUUAGUUUUGCAUUAGAUUUGAGUUUAACCUUCCCUCACAUUGUAUCUGUAGCAGCAGCCGCAGCAGCAGUUUCAUUUCAUUUCCACAUGAAUUGAACGGAUGGAUGGAGAGAUACACACAUGCCAACAAUUUUACGUCUUUUUUUCUGCGAUACAGCUCUAAUGUUAAGAGGUAUCAGAUUUUCGUGUAUAUUUUUGUGAAAAAAAAAACCUUCAUUUACCAUCCAAAGCAAAGCAAACCAAAGGAAUGUAAACGUAAUCUUAUCAUCAAUGAACAUAAAAAACCCGAAAAUGCGAUGUGAAUAUAAUUCCGUCGACAUUUUCAAACAAAACCCCUUACACAUACAUGCAGACACCAUUUGUGUCACACAAAGUUUCACACAAACAAACAAAACUAAACAUAAAACCAAAUAAACAUAUAUUUUUCUUGAAUUUUAAUAAAUGUUAAAAUUAUAAUGGAUUUCAUAAAAAAAGCAAAAAAAAAAACAAAUGGCAUAUGAUAUACAAUACUGAUGGGUGUGAAUGUAUGAUUUCUGGCCGAUGUACCGGAAUGGUGGUAAAACAGUCCACUGGAACCAAAAUUUGUACAAAGUUAAGCCAAUAAAAAUAUUGUUUGACAAUGACACCCAUUCACACACAGAAAAUCAUUCAUUCCAUCCGAAAUCAGUAACACACACCAAAUUUUAAGUCCAAAAAUAUUUAAUGAAAACAAAAAAAUACCAAAAAACAAUUAAAACAUUUAUCUAUGAAUAUGUAUUUCAUGUGAAAUUUAUAUUAUUAACAACCAAAAAAAAAAUACAACUAUCAAUCUAAAUAUAUUUACGGUAGAUGUUGAACUAUAGCAAAAUAAUGCUACAAAAGAAAUCUUACAAAAAUGAUUAAUAUUGAACGUAAAAAAAAAAUCAAAUCUAACUUGAAUCAUUCUUUUUAACAAGCAUAUGAUAUCAACGAGGUAUGCACUUCAAUCUAUAUUUAAUCCCCUUAAUACCUCAUACGAAGCCAUCUUUUUUAUUUUCUUCUCACCAUAUGUACUUUUCUUCAAUCGUCAAAUUUCAUUUUGUUUCCCUUGGUUCCUUUGACAUUUGAUUCCUAU